This is a messenger RNA of Scaptodrosophila lebanonensis, 5839 nucleotides long. Its product is annotated as mucin-5AC. Gene Ontology annotation, biological process: protein dephosphorylation. Lineage: Eukaryota; Metazoa; Arthropoda; Insecta; Diptera; Drosophilidae. The record is from RefSeq and is a predicted model, not a curated record. Gene Ontology annotation, molecular function: protein tyrosine phosphatase activity. The coding region runs from base 1120 to 5289 and encodes 1389 amino acids. The transcript has 6 exons.
GGUUGUGUGCGCGUGUUGUUGGUAGCGUCGAGACUCUGUGAAGCGAUUUAGCCGCGUCUUUCGCGUUUUGUUCUGCCGCCAUGCAUAAUUAAAUAAAAAAGAGUUUUAAUAUACGCGAUUGGGCUAAAAAUACACACAGAAUAGUGCGGAAAUUAAAUGUUGUUUAAUGUGUCUGCUCAGACAACGAAAGAGGUGCACAAAUAUCCAUUUUAAUAAGUACGAGUAUAUUGAAGGCAGCAACAACAAAAGCAACAAGUGCUGUGUUGGAGAGCGCGCGGGAUACGAAAUGAAAUGCAAAGUGCAAAUCGCUAAAGUUGUAAUUACAAAUAAUUGAAAAUUGAUACAAGAAAGCUGAAGAAAGAGGAAAAAUUAAUAAUAGAUAUUAAAAAAUUGUGUAAAUUAAAAAGAAAGUGUCAAAACGGCACUUUUGUAUUCAACAUGUUGGUGUUUUUGUUUAUUGUUUUCGAUCAAUAAUAAUGCGGAAACGCUUGGAGCAGCUGAAAGGCUAAAAAGAGAACCGUAGAUGCCAAAGAAAGAGACGCUCCAGCAUUAAUGAUAAAUAAUAAAUAUUUGCGAAAGUGCUAUUUGAAAAAUCGCCAAGUUGAAGUCAUUAAACAAAGCGCUGAAUCGCUAAAAACUGAAACAGCAAAAAAUUUCCACAGCCAAAAGGUCAGCAUCGUGCACAUUAUGGCACUGCCCGAAGUUUAUUGAAAUGUUAAAUUGCAAAACGUGAAGAAACGUGAAGCAAGCUUUAAACAAAAACAAAAAUCGUUGCACUUACAAGCAAAUUACGAAGUAGCCGCAAAAAAAACAAAAACAAAAAUACGAAAAGCUUAAAAUGGGCACAUGAAAACAACAACAAAAACAACCAUGAGACAAGCUAUAAUAACGACGACAACAACAACGAGAACUGCAGCUUAAACAAAACAAAGCACAGCACAUCAACAACAACAACAACAGAACGCAUUUUUAAACGCUCAGCGACAUUGAAAUAAAAACGAAACACGAAACAAGAAUUAACUUGUUCACGUAGCCAACCACCCACCAACCACCCACCCAACACUCGAACCACGACACGUGCGCGCGCAUGCCCAGCAGACAGACGAAAGGGACGGAAGCAUGAGGGCAACUAAAACGCUCAACUCAUGGCUGCCCAUAGCUGUGGGCGCCUGCGUGCUGCUCGCCUGCAUCGCGCCGACGUGCCGUGCACGUUUCAUUGCGAAAAGAGAAACCAGUCAUGAAAUGGCCACCACGCCUGACCCUGACACGCUUGUCACCAGCACCUAUAGCCCCACCAGCACCACAAAGUUGCCAAAGUCCAGUGAAAGUGCGGUGGAAGGAACAGUGACAGUAUCAACAACCCCCGAAAUUGCUACGUCCGUGGAUCACAAGCUGGACUUGGAGCUGACAGCAACAGCAGCCAGCUCCACCACUGACGGCACUUCGACUGCCACAGAACAAGUAGCAUUCCAGGGAGGAACAACAAGAAUAGUGGCAGUGGUGGCGGAACCAGGCAACAACACCAGAGAUCAGAAAGUGGCCGGACGAGCCCUGCAUGAUGCCACCACAGAGUCCAGCAGUUCCCCAAUGCCUCCCAAACUUGCUGUCACGCCCAUGAAAUUGCAUGCGCUCAUCACAACAACAACAACACCCACUCCAUCAACAACAAAGGCAACAACUCUAGGCGCCCAACCCACAAUUUCAGCCUCGCACGAGAAUAGUAUUGAUGAGUCAGCAGUGAGCAAUAAUGGGAUGCGUCUACUGCCAGAAAAACGAGGUAAAUUCAUAAGCGAAAACUCGACUAAUUCCCAGCAGCUGAGUUGGCCAAAUGCGGCCGAAGCCUGGAGCUUGGCGGCUAUGAAGGCGGUGCCAAAGGCAGGCCAUUUUUUAGCUUCACCAACAACCACAAUAACAAGCACCACUAGAACGCCACCAAAUGGCACAGAGGUGGCCAAUGAGAUUGAGUGGCAACAGCAGCAUGGUCUACUGGCUGGACAGGGGGAGGGGGAGGGAAAGGGGGCAAAUCAAACCGAUUUGCUAAAUGAGAAGAAUUUGGUAGAUUGGCAGCACAUCAUGAUGCAUGGUGCGUUAGAGAAUCGAACAGAGUUUGUGUUCAGCAGCACGGCGGAUGCCACUGAGGGCACAACGCAGGCGGCAACAGCUGCCACCAAAUUGUCUGCAACAACAACCACAACCACUGCUAGUCAAACAGCUGAUAGACACGAUGAUAAAACGAAUGCACCCAAUGACGUUAAAGAUGCAAUUGAAACGACAACAACAACGCCAACACUAACACCAACAAUUACGAUAAAGGCAGAUGCUACAACACAAACAACAGCACCAACAAUUCAAACAACCACCACCCCCACCACUACCCCCGCAAAUGAAUUGGACAGCAAUAUGGCAAUGAAAGCGCAUGAAAUAAAUGAAAAUGCUGAUAAAACCAACAACACUAGCAGCAACAAUUACGAUGGCAACGAACGUAGCAACCAACAGAGAGAAGACGACGUCAUCGCCAUCGUCUCAAGCUCAGCAAUAACAGCGACGACAACAACAACAACAACGACACCAUCGUCACUCUCCGAGCGAACUUCCAGUGCGCCACCAAUAACAGUUACGGUUAGUACGCAAGCAGCUGGCGAAGCGAGCACGUCAAACGCGGAGAAGCAACAAACAUCGACGACGCCAACAGCAACAGCAACAACAACAAGUGCGACUACAUCGACGACUGUAAAAAGUUUGCCUAUAAAGGCAGAAGAAGAACAAACAACAGAUACUAUUGCAAUUGCAACAACAACAGCGAGUACAACAACAACUCAAACGCCAACACAAACGGAAAUUGGCCAAAUUAGCAAUGAAGUGAAUUUAGAAACAAUUACGCUGAAAAGUGUACAAAUUAAGGCAGAAGAAGCAGCGGCGACAACGACGACGACAACGUCGAGUGACGUGAACGAGUUAUUAAUAACAAACACAACGGCAGCAACAACGACAACAACAGCAACGUAUACCACUACAGAAGCCACAACAGCUGGCAAAGCCAAUAACAGUGCAACAGUGGAAAAUAUAACUGAGGAAAGCAGCACAAGCCCAGCAACUACAACUACCACCACAACAACAACAACAGCAGUACUAACAACAACAACAACAACAACUCCGCCUACGCCUACAUUAUUUGCCGACCUAAAGGAAACUCACAAAACUGGCGAACAGGAAAGUUCGCUCGAAACAAAUAAAAUAACUGAAACAGUAGAAGCAACAGCUGAGAGCAAACCAACGACAACAACACCGGCAACAGCAACAACAGUUGCAGGCACAACAGCCGAAGCAACAGCAACAACUGAGCAGCUGGCUAAAAGUGACAUUUAUGUAGUUGAGGGGGGAACAGAGCAACCAAACGCACUUGGUGAAUCGGAUGAGGGCACAGCAACAACAACACAUACAACGACAACAGCAAGAGCAGCAACUAAGGCAACAUUGGUGGCAGGUGGCUCGAAAGGUGAAACCAACGAACAAUACGAAGAUAAUGAUGAUGCAGAUGACGAUGUUGCCCAUGUCGAUGAAAAUAAUGAUGAUGAGCAACAGUUGCUGAGCAAAAAAACAACAAUGGCAACUUUGUCAACGACAAAUGCAACACCACCAACAACAACUACCACCACCACGCCAGAGGGACCAUUGAUAAGUCUGCUGGAUGAUAGUACCACCAGCACCACCACAACCACCACAACUACCAAAACAACAAUACCUACAACCACAAGUAGAACCACCACAGAGCAAAUCCCAACAAUAACAGCGGCAACAAGAACCACAACAAUACGCAACAACAGCAACAACUCUACCGAUAUCUACAAGAUGUUGCCAGUGGAAACGACAACGCCCAACACCAAUGGCUUGCUGGUCAAGCCCACUAACUACAACAGUAACAACAACAGCAUCAACCCAGACUUGGAGACUCUGCAGCAGCCGAAUUCCACAAAUGCACAUGGCGAAACAGACGUGAAUGUCAUAAUAGCCAUUACGGUUAGUGUGAUAGGAGUAGUGGCUCUAAUCCUGCUUGUCGCCUUCCUUUACCUCAUGCGCAAGCGACAGAAGCAAAUGUCUUAUGGCCAACGCUGUCGUCCAGUCAGCCUGGAUGACUAUUCGCUGGACAACGUAUCGGUUUUGGGGAGUGUGCGACGCAAAGGACGAGAUUUGCGAGCAUCCAAACGGACGUAUGGCAAUGCAGCCUUCGACGAUCCCUCGCUGCGCCAUAAUGUGCUCAGCGCCACCGAGCUGGGAAAGUUUGUGGAGCGACGUUCGAGCAUUUUUGAGGAAUUCCGGGAUGUGCCGCAGAUAAUAGCCCGUGCUGAUGAGGUUCCAACUGGCUGCGAGGACAAAAAUAGAUAUGCCAAUGUAAUUCCGCUUCCUGAGACUCGAGUUGUGCUCCAACGUCAGGGCGAUGACGAAAAAACGGAAUACAUUAAUGCCAAUUACGUGCGGGGCCCUAACGAUGCUCCCAACUAUUACAUAGCCUGUCAAGCACCUUUGGAGAGCACUAUUAGCGACUUUUGGCGCAUGAUCUGGGAGCAGCAGUCGCGCGUUAUUAUACAAGCCAGUGAUCUUGUUGAGAACGGUGUUGAACGUUGCGCCGAAUAUUUGCCCCCAUCGGCCACAUUGGACAAUCACAGCACCUAUGGCGACUUUCAGGUGACGCUGAAGAAUCGCGAGGUGAAGGAUAAGUAUGCGAUCUCUACGUUAAUGCUCAAGCGUUCUGAUGGUAAUGAGAGUCGUGAAUUGACCCACUACUGGUACAAAUGGCCAGAAACGGGUGUACCUGCCGAGGAAGCGCCCAUAAUUGCCAUGUUGCUGGAGGCACGAUCCUCGCUCAAGUCCUAUGCCAUUGAACAGGCUAACGAGCUGAAAGAGAAGUCGUCCACAUUGACGCUUAAAUCAAUGGAGUCCUCUGUCGAUGCAGACACAAAGAAGAUGGAGGCGUCUAGCACUUCGAGUGGUGGGAGUGGCAGUGGCAGCAAUGAAAUCAACGGCAAUUUGGGCUCCAGGGGCGCUCGAAAUCAACAGGGUCCGCUAACUGUUCACUGUUCCCCAGGUACCGGACGCACCGGAACGAUUAUUGGGUGUGACUUGGCCAUUCGCAGUUUGGAGACGCCCAAACAGGUUGAUAUACCGCAGCUUGUCUACUAUGUGCGUCGUGGGCGUGCCAGUGCAGUGCAGACCAAGGAGCAAUACGAAUUUAUCUAUAAGGUGGCCAACAUGUACGCGACCAAAAUCACAAAUCUGUCGAAUGAUAACUGAGCAGCGCUACUCAGCAGUGUACAGCUGAGAACACAAGUCCUUAGACAUAUUCAUAUUAGAGUCAUAGACAGUAUUUUGUAUCUAAUUAUAUAGCAAAGUAUCUUAGCUUAAGUACCCUGUAUGUAUGUAUUGAAUUGCACGACAACGUAUGCAGCGAUUCUUUUGAAUAACUACUACACCUGAAAGUUUUUUGUGCUUUAAUCUUCAUUAAAAAUGUAUUCCUUUUUAAUUGUGAUAUAAUUGUACAUUUGUAUAUCUCUGUAUAAUCUGUUGCAUAUUUAUUAUUAUUCGAGCAUGUUUAGUUUUGAGCUUGGCAACUGCGCGUAGAGUUAUUUGCGUUCCUUAUUGCAUAAGCUUAAUUAAUUUGUGUAUAUAUUUUUUAUUUUAAUUCUAAAAAUUUGAAUACAACGUGCAUAGUAAAAUAAAUCGCUUACGUGUAUUUUGAAUGAGCUUUAAUAUACAUUUAUAAAUAUCAAAUAUUCUCUGUAUUGUACUCAUUUGCUUAAAAUAUAUAGAAUAUGAUACAAAUAAAGAAAAAUACAAAAAGAAA